CCAAUAAAACGCUACAGGAAAGUUGCGAAGCUCCCUCGCAGAGAUUGUAGCCUGUCACUGUCCACUCCACUUUUUUCAAUAUUUUCAUCGCAUCCUAUCAUGAAAUAGGAUUCUAUAGCUACCCACAACACCAUCCUCAUUUCGCAAACUCGCUUUUCCACUUUCUGAAAUCACAAGCAGAAGCUCACAACAAUGGCCUCCUUUUCUACCCCUACUCAUCUUUCCACCACUUCUUCUUCCUCAUAUGCCAAACCCCAUCUUAUCCGUAAGCCUUUUACUGCCUCUCUCAAACCUAAAAACUCUCUCUUUUUACUCUCUACUUUGAAAGCUUCGGCUGACAAUGGGGUCGGAACUUCAGCUGCCACCCAAGUGGAACCGCCUCCUCCGCCGCAGCAGACGGCCUCCGAGCCUCCUUCUCCUCCGCCGGCGUCUGAGAACCUUGAGGGCUCUGUGGGAACCAAUGGAUCCGUUGCUGCGGUGGCCGAAGAAGCAAAGGUGGUCGCUAGUUUGAACUUCAAGGAUGACAGAUGGGUUAAUGGGACAUGGGAUUUGAAGAAGUUUCAGAAAAAUGGUAGUACUGAUUGGGAUGCUGUUAUUGAUGCUGAGGCUAGGAGAAGAAAAUGGCUUGAGGCUAACCCAGAAUCAUCCAGCAACGAAGAUCCUGUAGUUUUUGACACCUCCAUUAUACCUUGGUGGGCAUGGAUGAAGAGGUUCCAUCUUCCAGAAGCUGAACGGCUUAACGGCCGAGCUGCAAUGAUAGGAUUUUUUAUGGCGUAUGCGGUUGAUAGCUUGACGGGGUUAGGCAUAGUAGAUCAAACGAACAACUUCUUCUGCAAAACUCUUCUGUUUAUAGCAGUGGUGGGAGUGCUCGUGAUCAGAAAGAACGAGGACCUUGAGAACAUCAAGAAGCUUUUGGAAGAGGUCACAUUCUAUGACAAGCAAUGGCAAGCAACCUGGGAAGAUAAGGAUGAUGAGAACUCAAGCAGCUCCAGAAAAGAGUAAUGGAAUUGCUAUAUUCUGUAACUGUAUCUUAAUAGCAGUAUUAUUAUGUUGCUGGUGCAAAACCAUGACAGAACAUCAGAACAUGUUUUAGCCAUAUAAUAUAAUCUUAUACUAUAAUCCGUAGCCAACUUGGUCUUGUUGCCUUA
Molecule: messenger RNA, 1148 nt
Organism: Prosopis cineraria
Lineage: Eukaryota; Viridiplantae; Streptophyta; Magnoliopsida; Fabales; Fabaceae
Product: light-harvesting complex-like protein 3 isotype 1, chloroplastic
Exons: 3
Coding region: 193-1002 (269 amino acids)
Source: RefSeq, a predicted model, not a curated record